Durotheca rogersii is the source of this 1248-nucleotide messenger RNA. Its product is annotated as P-loop containing nucleoside triphosphate hydrolase protein. Lineage: Eukaryota; Fungi; Ascomycota; Sordariomycetes; Xylariales; Xylariaceae. Gene Ontology annotation, molecular function: microtubule motor activity; microtubule binding; ATP binding. The record is from RefSeq and is a predicted model, not a curated record. The coding region runs from base 1 to 1248 and encodes 415 amino acids. Gene Ontology annotation, biological process: microtubule-based movement. The transcript has a single exon.
AUGGCAAAAGACUUGAGCGCCACGGUUGAUGAACAAAAGACGAGGGAGAAGCUGCUGAGGGACGAUCUCGAGCAAGAGCAACGUCGCAGCCGCGAGCUCUUCCGCGAGAUCCAGUCGAUGAAGGGCAAUAUUCGGGUCAUGUGUCGGAUUCGCCCUGCACCGGCUGAUACUCCCCAGGAGGAGCUUGCCGACUUCGGCCCGCGUGAGAGGGGGGAGUACUCCAACCACUGGGCCAAGAUGUGCAUACCUCAGGAGCGCAAGGAUUUCAAAGGCGACAUCGUCACAGAGUCAAGGAACUUCUCCUUCGAGCGGAUUUUUGGGCAGGAAGAAUCGAACGACGACAUAUUCAACGAGGUUAGUGACCUCGCCGAAUUGGCGCUUUCGGGCAAAAACGUCGGGGUUUUCGCCUACGGACAGACCGGGUCUGGGAAGACAUAUACGCUCAGCAACCAAGGAUCCCCGGACACGUCGAACGACGGCAUCAUUCCUAGAACACUAGCCCUGCUGUUUGAGACUGCCGAGAAGGGAUUCCUGGGAUACAAAUACUCGAUUUCGGUAUCAAUCUUGGAAAUCUACCUCGACAACGUCUAUGAUCUUCUGCAAACGUCGCCUACCGGGGAGAAAGUCACCACGAUGAUCGAGGGGGCGUCUUCGUUUGCGCUAGAGUCCCUGGAAGCGGCCCAGGAGAUCAUCAACAUGGCAACGGGGAUGCGAGCUUCGUCGUCCACCAAUAAGAAUGCGGCAUCGUCGCGCUCGCAUCUCAUCCUAACGUUCAAAAUCGGCAGGGAACCCAUCAACACGACAUCCCAGGAGCAGGUCAAGGACGGCAUCCUUAAUCUCAUCGAUCUUGCAGGCUCGGAGCGGCCCGCGGCUAGCGGUAUGGGAGGCCAGCAGCUGCAGGAGGGGAAGAAGAUUAACCAGUCGCUCCUGAGUCUAAACAGGGCCAUUGCCGCUCUCGGACAGGGGACCCAGGUGGCAUACGACGACCCUCUUCUCAGGGCGCUUCGGCCUUGCCUAACUGCCGGUUCCAAGACGCUGAUGUUCGUUAUGGUCAGCCCCUUCAAGAGAGACCUGAGCGUCUCCAUCCAGACCCUUGAAAAGGGACAAGAGGCAACGAACGCGAAGCUGGCGGCGGCUCGGCGGGGAAACAACCCGAGGCCCAGCAAGACGCCAACACCACCUCCUCGGAGACCGCUUGCGAGUUCGAGGCCAAGCCCCGCGUCGAACAGACCCCCGCCCCGGUCCUGA